Cucumis sativus (cucumber) is the source of this 1250-nucleotide messenger RNA. RefSeq lists its product as uncharacterized. Lineage: Eukaryota; Viridiplantae; Streptophyta; Magnoliopsida; Cucurbitales; Cucurbitaceae. The coding region runs from base 39 to 1202 and encodes 387 amino acids. The record is from RefSeq and is a predicted model, not a curated record. The transcript has a single exon.
AUGCCUUUUUGAAUGGAGACCUCGUAGAGGAAGUCUACAUGAGCUCUCUGCCUGGAUUUGAAGCCCAGUUUGGUCAGCAUGUGUGUCAACUCCAGAAAUCUAUAUAUGGUCUGAAACAGUCUCCCAGAGCAUGGUUUGACAGAUUCACUACCUUUGUCAAGUCCCAAGGGUACAGGCAGGGACACUCUGAUCAUACUUUAUUUACAAAGGUUUCCAAAACAGGAAAGAUUGCUGUUCUAAUAGUUUAUGUGGAUGACAUUGUUUUGACUGGAGAUGAUCAGGCAGAAAUCAGUCAACUAAAGCAGAGAAUGGGCGAUGAGUUUGAAAUCAAGGAUUUGGGAAAUUUGAAAUAUUUCCUUGGAAUGGAGGUGGCCAGAUCUAAAGAAGGUAUCUCCGUAUCUCAAAGAAAAUACAUCCUUGAUUUGUUAACCGAGACAGGUAUGUUAGGAUGUCGUCCCACUGACACUCCUAUUGAAUUCAACUGCAAACUAGGAAACUCUGAUGAUCAAGUUCCAGUUGAUAAAGAACAGUAUCAACGCCUCGUGGGUAAAUUAAUUUACUUAUCUCAUACUCGUCCUGAUAUUUCCUUUGCUGUGAGUGUUGUCAGCCAGUUUAUGCAGACCCCUAAUGAGGAACACAUGAAAGCUGUCAACAGAAUCUUGAGAUACUUAAAAUCAACACCUGGUAAAGGGCUGAUGUUUAGAAAAACAGACAGAAAGACCAUUGAGGCAUACACUGACUCGGAUUGGGCAGGAUCUGUUGUUGACAGAAAAUCUACCUCUGGUUAUUGUACCUUUGUUUGGGGCAAUCUUGUAACUUGGAGGAGUAAGAAGCAAAGUGUUGUGGCCAGGAGCAGCGCUGAGGCUGAAUAUAGAGCUAUGAGUUUAGGAAUAUGUGAGGAAAUUUGGCUUCAGAAAGUUUUGACAGAUCUUCAUCAGGAAUGUGAGACACCAUUGAAGCUUUUCUGUGAUAAUAAAGCCGCUAUUAGUAUUGCUAACAACCCUGUUCAACAUGAUAGAACUAAACAUGUUGAGAUUGAUCGACAUUUUAUCAAAGAAAAACUUGACAGUGGGAGCAUAUGCAUUCCGUACAUCCCUUCGAGUCAACAGGUUGCUGAUGUUCUUACCAAAGGGCUUCUCAGACCAAACUUCGACUUUUGCGUUAGCAAGUUGGGCCUCAUUGAUAUUUACGUCCCAACUUGAGGGGGAGUGUUGGAAUUCUUUCCUUUUUUCUAGGCUUUUUCCUUGUUA